CUCUCUCUGUUCUCACAUCAGUUCUAAGGGGCUUCAAGUGCGCGUUAUUCAUCGGGUUAAACAGUUUAGAGAUGCAGUUAUUCAAAUCCUGCAGUAUUUCCGCUGGAUUCGGGCUGCGGUAUCAUAGCAACAACGCCCCAAAAUCCCCGUAACAGCGUCCGCAACAGUCGAACCCGAAACUCUGGAUCAGAGCCCCGGCGCACGCGCGCGCGACACUCCCCAAAGAAGAGCGCGAGGCAAACGAGGGAAUAUUUGCGACUGGAUUUGCUGGAAAUAACGAAUUUAUUCCGUCACAUCGCUGCAAAAAUGUGUUAUUGUGAUGAGAGAAAGUUUCCGUUUAAUCCCCUAAAUGUGAAUUUUUCUGUCAUAUUUCACGUUUCAGAAUGAUUAAUUGAGCUUCAUCAUGAUCGCCACAGGGGGUCUGCUGCGGAUAUCUGCCCGGAGACAGGACUCCCUCCACGCUAAAAACCGAGCGGAAAAUAAACGCAAGAGGAAAGCAAAGAAAAAGAGGAAGAACGAAGUGGUGGUGGUUAAAGGAAAACUGAAGUUAUGCUCUGUGUCUGGACUGGUGGCUGCCGUUGGCAUACUGGUGCUGCUGGUUGGCGUUGGGAUGGCUGUGUUGGGCUACUGGCCUAAAGAGAACCCAGUGUACCCAGAUCUGCUGAACGCACAGAGGACCUACGACGGCGGAGAAUCUGAAUCAUUUAAUGUGACCAUCACUAGUAUGUCCUGGCGUGAACUAAACAAAGACUUGAGAAGCUUUAACAGCUCCAACAGCACGACUGAGAUGAAUCCGCCUCAGUUCGGAGCGUUUGCUGUAUUUAUAAACACACACUUGCAUUCCGAUAAGCUGAAAGUGUUCGGGCCUUUGAUUAUGGGCAUCGGCAUCUUCCUGUUUAUUUGCGCAAACGCGGUUCUUCAUGAGAACAGAGACAAAAAGACCAAAAUCAUUAACCUCAGAGACAUCUACUCAACCGUGAUUGACAUUCAUAGUUUGCGGAGCAAAGAGUCGGCCCCGCUCAACGGUUUUAUCAACUAUUGUCAAUCAAAAGAGAGCAAAUCGAGCCCCUCAUCCGCCGGCGGUCCGCUGGCCUCCUGGCCGUCUCCAGGUUCAGCUAGACACGACCCAAGUUUCAUGAUUCCUUCACGACGACCGUCUACCACCAUCCCACGAGUUUCAUCUUUAGAAAGACAGAUCUUCACAGACACUGUGUACAGCAUCUCCAGAGAUCACAACCCACAGACUGAACUCAAGCAGUGGGAAACCAGAAGCGUCGGGUCGACGUCCGUCAACGCCUUCACUCUUCCCAUGAUGAAACUCAACAGUCGAGGGGCGGCAGACAGAAGGGGCUCAGAUAAAACCGGUGAAGUUAAAAGAGAGGGUUUGGACGCUGAGGCCAUUUGCAGACGUCUGGAGGAUCUGGUGGCGUCCAGGAGCAUCACGAAGGCCAAAGUGGAGACCCAGCCGCAGCUCUCGCAGGACUCUGUGGAGGUUUACAGGAGCAGCGGGAGUCUGCAGGGACUUCCUCGUGUCUCUCUGCAGGGAUCACAGGUUCAGCUGUUGACUCCGUCCUCACCGGGCCGCAGGGCCGCCGGGUCUCACCUGUCUCUCAGCGCUCUCUCAGACUACUCCAGGUCUAUUGAUCUGGGCAUCUGUCCAUCCACCCCUACAGAUCGACAGGUGGUGCGAUCCAGACGUCUCAGCUGUCCUCGACUGGAGGGGAUCAGCAGCGGAGGCUACACUAAACUGGAGGGGCUGGGGGGGGAGUCGUUUGAGUCUACUGAGACUGCAGCCUUCAGUCGAGGGAGUUCUGUUGAGAUUUUAGAGAAGGACCGGGAGGAGAGCAGGUCUCCGGACGCCGCCGUGCUCAGACAGUAUUCCAACAAACAAAAACUUCUAAUGGUUUCUCAAUCCGACGCUACUUUAGAGGACGUGGACAGUGUGGACAUUUAACUAGAAAAAGCGACGUCUUAAACAGACCCAAAGACGAUCUGAAAUCUUCAGCCUCUAUCCUCAGAGAUUCCAAAGCAAAAAGCAGAAUGCCUCUGAUCGUAAGCAUGAUAGCACAGCUCUGCUCUACUAGAUAAAACAAUCCUCCAGUAGUCUCAUAUUUGUGGCUGUUUCUUUAGUCUGAGCAGCAUGUUUUAUAUCGCCGUUUACUUGCACUUUUCUAAGCACCAAAUCACGAGGACAUGCACAGCAAUAUCUCAUUUGAAAUGUGAGAAAUGUUCAUGUUUGCAUUAGAAAUGUUAACUUACACGUGUAUGCUGUCGGAGUACGUCUUGUUUAGGAUUGUCAUGUUUUAAUCCAGACAUCAGCGCAAAGCUCUCUGUAGUUCAGUACUGUCUGAAAUCUAAUGCCAAUGAGGGUAUAUUUAAAAUAUCAUGACAUGUGAGUCUCUCAGAUGUGUUUAGGGGAAUGAAUUAAAAAAGGAUUUAUGCUAUCGUUUUAUGUCCCAUCUCUUUGAGCUUAAGAGAAGCAUUAAUGCAGCGGUUCAUUCACAGUCAGAUGAGAGGUUUCAUUGUCUGACGCUCUGCAGUGAUGAUGUGAUACACGAGCUCUUUCUGAAGUCUGUCUGACAUCAAUGAACACAGAAUGAUCUGUGUGUUUCGUGUUGCAGUGUUAACAUCUUUAAAACACUGCACUCCUCCAUGAGCUUCAGAUACUGCUGUUGAAGAGACAUGAUGCGACAGAGAACUCUCACACGCACGCACACGCACGCACGCAGUUCAUGAAAAAAUGUAUACAUUCUGUCAUUUAUUUCAUUGGACCGGCUGUGAUGAUUCUUCCUAUAAGAAUUAAACUCAAGAAACUAGAAGAAACUGUGAACAUGUCUUAUUUCCACUAUGCAGAAAAGAAUAUUCAACAAAAAUCUGAAACUUACAUUUUUUUGAAGAUGGAGAAGUGCCAGACUAUCUUGUGACAAUGUACUGUAUAUAAGGAAAUAUUACAAAUUAUUUUCUCAUUUUUCUAAUCAUAGUGUUUUAAACUAAACAUUGAAAUUGUUGAAUAUGUUCAGUUAAUAGUUUUUUUAUUUCACUUUAAAUGAAUGUUCCUGUU
Molecule: messenger RNA, 3061 nt
Organism: Triplophysa dalaica
Lineage: Eukaryota; Metazoa; Chordata; Actinopteri; Cypriniformes; Nemacheilidae
Gene: tmem200ca
Product: transmembrane protein 200C, genome duplicate a
Exons: 2
Coding region: 404-1954 (516 amino acids)
Source: RefSeq, a predicted model, not a curated record